This is a messenger RNA of Clarias gariepinus (North African catfish), 5435 nucleotides long. It is a transcript of the gene efnb2a, whose product is annotated as ephrin-B2a. Gene Ontology annotation, biological process: blood vessel morphogenesis; ephrin receptor signaling pathway; axon guidance. NCBI's taxonomy places the organism in Eukaryota, Metazoa, Chordata, Actinopteri, Siluriformes, Clariidae. Gene Ontology annotation, molecular function: ephrin receptor binding. The transcript has 5 exons. The coding region runs from base 869 to 1858 and encodes 329 amino acids. Gene Ontology annotation, cellular component: plasma membrane. The record is from RefSeq and is a predicted model, not a curated record.
CAGAGUGCAGCAGCAGCAGCAGCAUCCGCGCGCGCUCGCUCACUCACUCACUCCUCGUGCACUUUUUCAUCUUCGGACCUGCGAGGGCUCGAGCUCGACAACUUUCAUCCGAUUCAUUUUAUUUUAGUUUUGUGUGACUUUUCUGUUCUUGUUUCACCCAUUUGUCAUUAAUAAUAAUAAUUAUUAUUGUUAUCAUUUCAUAAUUUUCACUGCAUUCGGGUUUUGAACUGGAGCUCGCGCACAUUCUCGCGCACUCCUCGCCUUAAACGGAAUACCUCGAGCUGCUUUUUGCGCGAGCGAGCUUUUUACGCGCGCCUCUCUCUCUCGCUUUCGCUCUCUCUCUCUCUCUCUCUGAGUGCGUUUGUGUGCGCGCAGUGCUCUUUUUCGGAUUUGGUCUCCCUUUACCCCCCGCCCGGUGCAGAAGUGACCGAAGGAGCGGAUUAACUUGGUGGAGAUGUGUGUACGGAGCUCCGGCGCGGGCGCGCGGCUCGCCUGUCUGUAAGGGAUCAUGUACCUGUCCUGUUCCUCUACUGGCCCGGCGGAGACAGCUGCACACUAAGAUUUACUUUGACCUUUUUUUCAUUUUUAUUAUUAAUAUAUUUUAUUAUUACUGUUAUCAUUAUUAUUUUGACUAUCCCCCCGUUUCCUGAAUAAGACACUGCUCGGAGCUUUGGAUCAGCGCACGCACGAUCAGACCGGACUAACCCCCCUCUCUCUCCUCCACCGGGAUGCUCUACCCAUAGACCCGGGGGUUCGGCUUGUGCUCUUUACUCUCGCACCUGGAGUCGGGAUAUCAGGAUUGUCUCAGGGGCGUUUCUUUUAUUCUUGUUCAUUUUUUUCCCUGUCGUGUCAAACGGAUUUCGAGGUCAUGGGGGAGUCUUUGUGGACCUACUACUUUGGGGUGUUGGUACUUGCGUGCAAGGUGAACGCCACCGUACUCGAGUCCAUAUACUGGAACACGACCAACACCAAGUUUGUUCAAGGUCAGGGUUUAGUCCUCUACCCUCAGAUCGGCGAUAAAAUGGACAUCGUGUGUCCGCGGAUCGAGGGCGGCUCCAUGGACGGAGUCGAGUACUACAAACUCUACAUGGUUCCUCGCGAGCAGCUGGACUCGUGCACGGUGACCAAAGCCGACACGCCGCUGCUGAACUGCGUCAAACCCGACCAGGACGUCAAGUUCACUCUCAAGUUCCAGGAGUUCAGUCCCAACCUCUGGGGCCUGGAGUUCUUCAGAGGCAAAGACUACUACAUCAUCUCGACGUCGAACGGCACCAUGGAGGGCCUGGAGAACCAGGAAGGAGGCGUCUGCAAAACAAAGUCCAUGAAAAUCGUCAUGAAGGUCGGACAGAACCCAUCUGACCCACUUCCUCCUAAAGAGUAUCCCACCAAACACCCGCCCAAACACAUAGACCCGGGCAAGGACAAAUCCAAUGAAGUGCUCGACAAAUCAGGAAUGUCCCAUCACGAGGGCGAGACGGUCGACGGCGGCAGCGGAGGCAAAUCGUCGUCGGUGAUCGGCUCCGAGGUGGCGCUAUUCGCCGGCGUGGCUUCGGCCUGCGUGAUCGCCAUCGUCGUGGUGGCCAUGCUGGUAGUCCUGCUGCUCAAGCACCGGCGGCGCCACGGCAAGCACUCGCCCCCUCACACCACCACGCUCUCGCUCGGCUCGCUAGCCACGCCCAAAAGAGGCGGCGGCAACAACAACGGUUCGGAGCCCAGCGACAUCAUCAUCCCGCUGAGGACGGCCGACAGCGUGUUCUGCCCGCACUACGAGAAAGUGAGCGGCGACUACGGCCACCCCGUCUACAUCGUCCAGGAGAUGCCUCCCCAGAGCCCCGCUAACAUCUACUACAAGGUCUGAAAAAGGACUAAGGACUAACUUUGAACUUUGACCCUGUCGCCCCCCCCCCUCAACGAAUCAGCCCCUCCCUAUAGGUGGGCGGGUAAACCAAGCUCACUCUGCGCCUCUUCUCGUGGCUGUCGUUCAAAAACAAACAAAAAAAAAUGUGUUUUUUUUUUAAUUUUUUUUCUGAAUAUUCCUUAUUAUUCUUCAGUGUAGAGUUUUGAGCGGUGAGGCUGCUGCUUUUCAAACCCCCUCACGAUCAGUAACGAAAAAAAAAAAGAAAAGAGAAACACGUGCACUAAAUGAUGAGUGUCUGUGAGGCGGGGGUGUGUUUGGGGCCCGCGGCGAGGGGACGAGGGGGACUCUCCUGAUGAGGAGAAAGGACAAAAUGAGAGUAAAGUGACUCAAUGGGGGGAAAAAAGAGUAAAAAUCAAGGAACACCGAGUGCGAACUGGUGCCUGGUUCAUCGGUCACAGAUACAGGAAGUGGACUUUAAGGAUACGGGACGCGCUGUCGGACCUUAACACGGACAUCACCUGUUUCGCUCGCCUUUUUCGGUCUUUAUUUUUUUUUUUUUCCAUUCUUUUCCACCCUCCCUUCAUCUCUGAAAAAAAAAAAACAACAACAAUCCUUCUUUUAUCUCCUGCAAAGUGACUCUCACAAUCGUUACUUGAAGGCUUUGCGUAUGCUCACGUGUCUUACUCGCAUUUCUCUCCGUCAUUCCCGAUAUGGCUCAUGUGCAGAUUCGUUCGAUAGAUCUAGGUAUUGUCAUAGAGAUCCUGUUGUGCUGGUUAAGUCGUGCUGUUUGUACGUUGUUUGGGACUCGCACACACACACACACGCACACAUACACAAACACACACUGACAUCAUACACAUUUCAUUCGUCUUAGUUCGAAGCCAAGGGCUAAAAGGAGAGCAGAAAGGGAAGAAGAAAAAUUAUAUAUAAUGGAGGCUUAGGGGGAGGAUGUGAACACAAGCAGCACUUUUUUUUUUUUUUUUGAAAGAAAGAAAAAGAAAAAAAAAUCCUACCACCUGGCCCAUAUCACACAUACACACACGUAUACAUACAAACCAGAGGAAACCAUGCUCACGAAACAUUUAUCACCACCGUCAGCCCUUUGUGAUGAACUGGUGCCGUCAUACUCAUGCAAAAGCACAGGGUCAUCUGUCGCGUCGCUAUUAGCAUAAUUAUUAUUAUUAUUAUUAUUAUUGUUUACGUUUUUUAAUGAAACAGAAAACUUAAUUAACAUUUUUGUUACGUCUAUGAUUUUGUUUAGUUGUACAUUAAAAUGGAUGGAGAUAAAAAAAAAAAAACAUGGAUUCUAACAGAAAGAAGUAGACAGAAUUUAUUUAUGAUACACAGAGCACACACAAAUGGCCAGGCAGAUAUUAGGAACUUAGGAAACAGGAACAUUAUGCAAACGUAAACCCUUUUUUUGUUUUGUUUUGUUUGAUUUUUUUUUUUUAAUUUUAUUUUAGCAAACCCAUUUCCACCAAAUGCGAUCGAUCCUUCACAAAUAGUUGCCUUUGGAACCGUUACACGUAGUGACGCGGACGGCCAGGAAAAGGGGCAGCUUGGGAAAGAAGGCUGGAGAGAAAACAGCAUGUUGGGUUUAAAAUAGCUGAAAGGAAUGAGAAGGAAGGGCCAGAACGAGUCUGGAGGAAAGGCGAGGAUAAACUAAACCGGCUCCUCUAGCCUGGCUGUCUUGUUUGAUGAGGCUCAGAGAGGUUUGGGUUAAAUUAGGCCCCUGAUGUGGGAUGCAGGGCAGCGGACAAGAGUUAUGAAGCCGCGUGGAGGCUAAAAUUGUGAAAAGCAGAAAAGUUUUUGAGAGAUUGAACACCAAGACAGGGAGGAAGUAGGCAGUCAGAGUGUACGGCUGCACCCGCAGGGACCGACUGGGCGGGUUCCCGUUUCCCACAGUCCUCGACGUACUGGUUCCACCAGCUCUCACGAGAAACCCCUUCUGGUUAGUGUAACGGCGUGUGUGUGUGUGUACUGUAUGUGUGUGGUUGAACCUUUUUCACAUUUCAGACUAUUUGUGUAUCUCUCUCAUCCACACAUCGUCACACAUCGAUAAGGUUCACCUGAGAUUUGCGAUCACACUCGAGAUCGGGCCGCGGGUCGCCACGGUUACGUAUUGUUCUUUUUUUUUUUUUUUAUUCUAUUCAUUUCCAUAUGUUUUCACGGAGAUUGUCGCAAUCUCACCAAGAAGCCAAGCCUUGUGGGAUCUGAGGUUUGUGCCUCUGUAAGAGGCCGCAAAAUAAGCAAAUAUGCAAUUUUUAUUUAUUUUUGUAACAAUUGAGAGACAAAAAAAAAAAAUGAAAUGCUUACACCUAUGGAAAAAAAAAAGUGUUCUUAUCCACUGAGUGAAAUUAAACAAAAACAAUACAACAUAAACAAAACGACACAAUCCUGUUGUGUUUCCUUUUUUUCUGAAAUAGUAUUCUUUUUUAUAAAGCAGAUUUCUUUCUUUCUUUAUGUGUGUUUUGAUUUUUUUAACUUCGUCCAGUAGAUUUAAGGUAAACUGUGAAAACACUUACACAAAUUUGAGCAGUUGCUUUGAAACUUGUAUUACAGGAUACACACACUCACACACACACACACACACUCACACACAUAUGCCAGUGUUUGGUUGCUGUCUGAUAUGGAACUAAAAAAAAAAUGACAAUCUUCUUAGUUUCUUUCAAUCUGAAGGUCGCUUUUAACUCCACGGCUCGCAGACGUUCUUGUGAAACUGUAACCCGCGGAAUGAGAUUGGGCCAGCCGGGCCGCGCUCGGAAGCGCGGAUGUUUGUGAAACGCGGAGUGAAGCGUCUUCAGGCUACUGUAAAAUUAAAAUGCCUUGCUCGUUUCGUCAUCCCGAGUUCAGAUGACUCAGUAAUUCUUUUUUGCACCGUACACCUGUAGGUAAGAAAGCUGUAAAUACAUUUAUGUUUGUAUUGUAUAUGGAUCCCUGGUUUAAACGAUAGCCUUAUACACGUUUUCGUUUGUUUUUUUUAAGUAAAGUAAAUAAAACAAAAAAAAUGUGGGGGUUGACACAGAAAAACACAAACUACUACUUUUUUUGGUGAAUAGAUCGUGUAAAUAUGGACAACAGACCCAACGUAACAUUUUUUUAUAAACACAUGGUAAGACGUUUUGUAUAAAAUUGGAAUUGAAAUUUUUUGCUAUGUAUUUUAGCUAGCGCUCGUCGGAAAUCCUCAGCCGUUCCCUGAAGCCCCGCCCCCUUUUUGCACUGUUUCCAUGGUAAUUUGGUUUUAUUAUUUAAUAAAUAAAAAUAAUUAAAAAAAGAAACAAAAUGAAAGAAGAGAGUUUGCCAAACCGACUGCUGCAUAUUUGUGCCAUACGUGUGUAACAUAGAUAUUUAUUUAAUUAGUUCUUUGGGUUUUUUUUUUUUUUUUUGUAUUUGACUUCAUUUCUGUCCAGUUUGUAUGCAAAUUCAGUAUUACGGUUGGGUUUGUCUUAACUCGCACUUCCCGUUUGUCCGUCUGUCGCUGUGGUUCUCCCAGUGGCCGUAGCUCCACCCCCAUCGAUUUCCCUUCCCUUCCAGUGAGAUCUGGUCAGGCCGUGAAACAGUAAAAAAAAAUUAAAAA